AUGUCAGGCCAAGCAGUUGUGCAGCUAGCCCCCGCCUUUGUCGGGGAGCAAGCGGUGUACGGGCCCGACUAUAGGGGCGGCCUCGCACCCCCGCCCGAAUGGUGGGCCAAGAUAGCCCACCCCAUGGCGCCGUGGCCACCUGGACCCCUCCAAUGCCCCCCACCUCAAUACCCACCGCAAUACCCACCUCAAUACCCACCUCAAUACCCACCUCAAUACCCGCCUCAAUACCCACCUGCACACUUGCUGCAGUUCCAGUGCUACUGGCAACCACCACCGCCACCACAGCAAGUCAUCCAGCAACUUCCAAUGCAGGCCCAGUUCUGCUGGCCACAACCACCGCACCAGUUCUCCCCCCUGAACUGCUAUGCAGUCCCACCUGGUCUCAGUUACCAGCCAAUUCCGGUGUGGCAACCUCCACCUUUAACCCACUUCCAAAUCCCAUCCUACCAUGCAGCACCAGCCCCAACACCUUCGCCUGCAGCCUUUGUCAAUCCCCCUCCGCCUCCGGCAGCAGCCCCACAGCUGCCUGGAACCAUCGACGCCCGAGAGACCUUGGUGCCAAGCGGACCUCCAAGGCCGUCCUGGGCUGAUAUUUCGGAGGAGGUUCCCCGUAGCCCAUGCCAGCCAGAGCCAGAGGAGGCAGCCGCUUCCUCGGCCCCGAGUCUCCCAAGUCUCUUGGUGAACCGUUCAGCCCAGCAACAAAAGAAGUCCAGCAAGUCCCGAAAAUGUGGCUCGAGGCCAGGGGAACUGCAGCUUUCAAAUACUUCCCAUCAAGAGAUAUGCGACUUGGAUGUCGGUGGCCAGGUGAUCGCAGAGAUGAUGCGCAAAGAGGAUGCGCAAAGAUGA
Molecule: messenger RNA, 849 nt
Organism: Symbiodinium natans
Lineage: Eukaryota; Dinophyceae; Suessiales; Symbiodiniaceae
Source: the annotation of a GenBank genome assembly